GGGUGGCAGGAGGAGACUCUGGCGGUGAGCUCAACGGCGUUGUCGACUGGGAGGGACCCGGAGAAGAGGAAUGGGCGGCGCCGGCAUGACGUUCUGUAAAGCUAGCGUCUUCACUGCUCUCGUUGGCGGCGGAUGGCCCGUUUGGUUCCUCAUGUGCAAGGACAGCAUCGAGGACCUGUUCGACGAAACGGCCGAAGUUCGAGUCCCCCGGGCUGGCGCCGUGCGGGGGAUCAAGCCCCGGCACGCCGACGUUGCAAGCAUGGUUGGGUCCCGAGCGUCCAGUGAUAUCAGCACCGAACGCGGCUGCCGUUUCAAUGGUGUCGGCGGGCAACGAGACAGCAAACUCCUCUCGCACCAUGAGCCCAAAUUUGUCGAAGCCAAAGCCGGGAGGCAAGUCGGCAGCAGCCAGUUUCCGGUACGGAAGAGAGUCUUUGUCCUUGUCGAAUGAAUUUCGGUGCGACCAGGCCUUUAGAUCCACUAGAUCGGCCUGAUCGAUCGGGUUGACCACUUCGCGCAGUCGACGCAGCCCCCGCCCGGUGGCCAGAUGCCGCCGCAGCAUCAACCUGUU
Gaeumannomyces tritici R3-111a-1 is the source of this 568-nucleotide messenger RNA. RefSeq lists its product as hypothetical. The record is from RefSeq and is a predicted model, not a curated record. The transcript has a single exon. Bases 71 to 448 code for a protein of 125 amino acids. Lineage: Eukaryota; Fungi; Ascomycota; Sordariomycetes; Magnaporthales; Magnaporthaceae.